Molecule: messenger RNA, 3479 nt
Organism: Dreissena polymorpha
Lineage: Eukaryota; Metazoa; Mollusca; Bivalvia; Myida; Dreissenidae
Product: CAP-Gly domain-containing linker protein 1-like
Exons: 16
Coding region: 286-2694 (802 amino acids)
Source: RefSeq, a predicted model, not a curated record
GUCCAUGAGAGAAUGUUCAAUUUCGUUUCAAAACUUUCUUACAGCGUACAUCGGCUUUUUUGGCUAUUUAGAAACUGUCAUUUAGGAUAUAUGAGUUAUUUAUACUUAAUCUCCACUAAUGUCAACAAUGGAUUGAAUUCGAAGGAUAUAUUCGAUGUGAAUGCAGGACUUAAUUUUGGAUCUGUAGACUUGACAGCUGGACACAGCAAAAUUGGUAUUUUUAGUUAUCAAUUUAAGUCACAUUUUGCUUUGGAAAUUGUAUUCGAGAAUUUUGCGACUUAUUGAAUGACUAUGAUAUCCGAUAUCAACAUAUCACAUGGGAUUUGCAUAUCACCAACUUCGACACCAAGCUGUCCUGAAAACAUUGAUUACAAAGUCUUUACUUUGUUCAAAUUACUGGGCGGAAGCAAUGACGAGGUUGACAAUGUGAGCAAUAGUAUGGAUGUUCAAACAUUGUACGGCGUUCAAACUGGGAUUGCAUUAUAUCUGAAAGAUGCGUGUAAAUGCUUGGCUGACUUUCAAGAUCUUUUGACUGAGGUUCGUUUGUUGGCUAACGAGGCACGGGCGUUACAAAUGGAAACGGGUACCAUGAUGACACGAGCUGCAAUCACAAUUAAUCAUAUAACGGAAACAAUGAUUCCACUGGUUUAUAAAGGAAUCGAAUCACAGGACAUACAUCUUUUAGGAAAGGCUUUCGAUCAAGUGAUCGAACAUGCAAAAUCGAUGAGUACCAAACCGAAGGAGACUGCCGACAGAUAUAUCCGGCUUCAACAGAAAGUUACUGAUCAAAUAAAAGAAGUUGAGGCUAGACAUGAAAUGGAGCAGCAGGAGUAUUCACACAAUCAAAAGAAAGUAUGCAAUGAAGAGGAAUUAACAAAACAGGCCGAAAUUAAACAAAAGAAGCUCAAUACAAUGAAGCAAAGUCUAGAUGAUGAGAUGACGAUUCUUAAAGACCAGUUACUGCACGAAAGAGACGAGGUAAACUCCGAUCUUAAAUCAGGCACUAACCGAUCCAGUGGUAUUGACCCGUUCGAAUGGUUUAAGAAAGCGUAUCAAGCUGUCGUGGGUAACAACGAUGAGAUGCGAAAAAUUAGGGAGCGCAAUAACAGAAAAGAGGAACUUGAGAACAAAAUUCAACGUUUAAUGUCAGAUCACCACGAUGUGAGUAAAAGUUUACAUGAAGUAAAUAAGGACGUUAUUGAAAGAAAAGCGGCAUUGGAGGAACUUAAAGCACGGAAAGUAAAGAAUGCAGACGCAAAGAGUCUUAAGCAAGUGCGCGACCUGCUUGAAAGAGUUCAUCAACACCUGGGACGUGUAGCGUUAUUUUGGGAGAGCAUGACGAAAGAAGUUUUAGACCUAAAAUCGGUCGUCAACUUUGGCAAAAACAUGCACGUUCUUCGAGCCCGAGAUCGCUUCAAAGGUUACGAAACGCUAACACAGAAGCAGUUAACCCUUUCACAGCGCCAAAUGGCUAAUUGUCUUGAGCUGACUUACAUAGCUUCACGUCAGCACGCAGAAGUUGCGGGAAAGGUUAGACAGACUGCUCAUGAUGCUCGAUCGGAGGAACUGCGUUCCCUCGGAAUGAUGAAGAAACUGAAGGUUACGGCGCAACAUAUCAUUGACACGCUUAUUCCCUAUAUCGAAAUGGGAGUAAGCAAUAAGGAUCCGAAGCUUUUGCAGGCUGCCAUUACAAUGACUAGCCAUUAUGUUAAGGCUAUGGAACAGACAUCAGACGAAACAGUCCAGAGCUACAGCCGAUUUCAAGAAAAAAUUAUGGAAAUGCAACUGUAUGUAACUGGUAAACAGGCAGAUCUUGAAGAAGAAACACAGAAACUUCAGAAGGACAUUCAGAAGCAGAAAAAAUUAGUUCUUGAAGCAUUAGCUUAUCAGGAGGAAAAGGAACGCGAGAGACAUGCGUUGAUUGCAUCAAUGAAAAGCAUGGAAAUAGAACAAAGGAAUAGGAUGAGACGUGUAGAGCAAGACUGUGAAAAAGCGAUAGAGGUGGCGACAAAUCCGAACUGGCUCGAUGGCCUUGUUGGCGCAGGAGUCCUUGUCUCGGCAUUAACAGCUGGUCCUGCGGCUCUUUUAUUGGGAGUAACAUAUGCAGGAGUUAGAGCCAUUAGUGCGCCAAUAAACGUUAACGUUGCAAUAAAUGACAAGAAUGACAGUCUCCGGAACCUGCAGGUGCUAAAUACACAAGAACAGAACCGUUUGGGUUUCGAAAUCGGAAACGCCAAUAAAAGCCUUCUUGACAACAAAUUCAAAGCAUUGACUUCUUGUUCUCGGUGGACUGAUCUCGAAGACAAAAAAGCUGCAUUGGUCAAUCCAAGACAUUUACAUGAAACAUCAAAAUACGCAUGUAGGUUAGGAGGCCAGUUUACGGUCAUGCAGAUGUUUUGGCAGAAGAUGAGUGAGUCCUUUGAUCUGAUGGAAAAAAGGAUGCAAUCAAGCGUGUUACUUUUACAUGAUGAAAAGUACGGGGCUGUCAUCACAGAAACGUGUCAAAAAGCGUUAACGGACUGGAAAUUAAUAUUGGAUAUCUGUACCCAGUAUGAUCGGACCAGUACAUUGGAACUGAAGAAAAAUUACGAGUUUUUAGAAAUCCAAUACGAACAAAUGUCCGAAGCAGUCGCAGAUAAAAGAAAGACGGAAUUGCUAUCAUCCAUUGAAAGCGCAAGUAAAAUGUUGGAAUAAACUCUUUGUUAUCAACGUCAAAAUUAUAAACUUGCAUUUCAAUUAAUGAAGAAUUAUUUAUAAUAACGAUUAUUAAUAUUUUAUGAUACAUUUUGUUCAGAGAACAAUGCAUAAAAAAAAUCGCCUAUAAUUAAAUGUACAAUUAUGAAUGGUACCUAUUAGGACAGAAAUGUUUACUCGUUCAUGAGAAGUUUUAUUAUUUUAUAUCUUUAUUCUGACUUUUUUGAUAAUUGCAUAGUGUAAGAUCUAUACAUGUUUGUUUUUUGACACCUACAUCUUAUAGAAUCAUAUGCAUUCGAUUGAAGUAUGGUUAAUCUGUAGUAAAAAAAAAACGGCAUAUGGACUUAAUAGAAAACCAGGUAUCAAACCAACAGCUACUGAAAAUAACAAAUGAUCGUUCUUGCUUUAUAUAUAUAUAUAUAUAUAUAUAUAUAUAUAUAUAUAUAUAUAUAUAUAUAUAUAUAUAUAUAUAUAUAUAUAUAUAUAUAAUAACAUAUUUAUAUUUUGUUCUUUAUCAUAACAUAUUCCUUAGUACCUUCAAUAAAAUACUUUAUUUUGGGGAGUCGUUAAUUGUGUAAUGACAUUUUGUAUUAUUACCAUUUGCAGAAAAUCAGUGUUAUAUUGUGUGUUUGUUGUGUGUUGUAAUGACACUAUACGCCUCGGAUGUACUACGUACACAUAUUUGUGUUUUUUAUGGUAGUUUGCUCCCUUGCAAACGUGUAUGUGUUUACCCUCUGUGUUGUUGUUUGAACUUUUAUUAAAGCGUUAUAAAAGAUUGAAAAUUA